AUGUCCCUCCUCAACACGGUCCACGCGCACAUGGACUCGCUAGGCCUCCCGCGCGUCACGCACAUGUUCGGCACGCCGCCCCCGUCGCCAGGCGAGCCGAAGACCGCGCCGCCCCCCCCCGCGGCUGCGUCGUACCCGUCGUCGCCGUACCUCUCCUCGCCGUCCCCCGCCCCCACUGCCGCCGCGCGCUCCCCCUCGCCCCGCCUCCCCGCGCCAGUGACAGCGACGCACGCGCCGACGGGCCUCGCGCGCUUCUCGACGCGCCUGACGACGCGCUGGGCCAUCCUCGCGCUCUGCGCCCUCGCGCUCCUCACCCUCGUCCACUUCCUGCUCUUCAUCGACGGCGCGCCGCUUGCCGCUGGCCAGGCGGUGCCGGACGCCGACGUGCGCAACUUCAAGGCUGCGCGCCUCGGCCAGCUGGGGGGCGCGGCCAAGGUCGCGCCGAACGGAUGGGUCGGGCCCAUGCGCGGCGGGCUGCCCAUCCACGCGCGGGUUGGGGCGCCCGCCGCGGCGGGUGCGCAGUGA
Vanrija pseudolonga is the source of this 525-nucleotide messenger RNA. RefSeq lists its product as uncharacterized. The record is from RefSeq and is a predicted model, not a curated record. The coding region runs from base 1 to 525 and encodes 174 amino acids. The transcript has a single exon. NCBI's taxonomy places the organism in Eukaryota, Fungi, Basidiomycota, Tremellomycetes, Trichosporonales, Trichosporonaceae.